GUUGGUAGAUGCGCGUUACAUUAUGCAUAUCUGGUAUCAGAAAGCACAAGUCUGGUAAAUUAUCUGCUGCUGCAUGGAGCUAAUCCAAUCAACGCCGACUGGGCUGGUCGGUAUCCAGGACAAUAUCAUAUUGGAAGUUGUGGGAAAGAUGAGUAUGUCCGUUUACAAAGGUCAAUGUAUGGUUUUACAAUGGACGUGUACCUUGCCGAGACAAACUUCGAACAAUCUCUACUGAAAGCUGUCAAAAAAGGUGACGUUCUGGGCGUUGAAGACCUGGUGGUCGGUCUAGCUGACAAAGGGGACAUCAAUCGCUACGCCAAUAUUCUCUUCCAUUGUGUAGAUACAGGGAGACAACACAUCGCAGUAUAUCUAAUACAGCAAGGCAUGCGUACAGAUAUAUAUAAACAGUACGAGGAUUGCAAUGCACGAAAUUCUGCAUGUUCCACGUACACGUGUGACCAUGACCUGACGUCACUUUACACACGCGCCAAACAGCUUAAACGUUAUGAAAUUUUGAAAGCCAUUGACAAAGCCUCAUUACACAAAUCUUCAGGAGAAAUGGAUGGGCGGCCAUCAAUAACAAAACCUUCUACAAUGGACCAACUCUCAUUGCUCGGGCUUGUAUAGAACGUGCAAUUGAUAUCACUCAUUUUUGAAUGGUC
Molecule: messenger RNA, 662 nt
Organism: Ruditapes philippinarum (Manila clam)
Lineage: Eukaryota; Metazoa; Mollusca; Bivalvia; Venerida; Veneridae
Exons: 5
Source: RefSeq, a predicted model, not a curated record